UCAUCACACAUUUGACUGGGUUAUAGCUGACCCAGGACGGUCAGUGCAAUUUUCAACAGCAAGGGGGGUUGACAGUGAUUUCGAAACAAUUCAAGGAGCGUUACUGCGAUUCACCCCACAUACUCACGCAAUCCAAACAUCGUCUUCUCCAAUAGGAAAGCGAUCGAAGAAUCGUCCAGACCGUGCUAAGAAAAUUCCAGUUCGAGAUUCAGUCCCCUAUUCGCUUAGAUCGGAAUCCCAGAAGCCCUAAAUUCCAAACAUCACUCCCCAAUCGCCAGCCCAGCGCGAAGGAAUUCCAAAUCAGCUCGGGAUCCGAGUGGGUUAUGUGACCAGAUCACGACAUGUCUUCCGCUCAGGACCCGUUUUACAUUGUCAAGGAAGAGAUUCAAGAAUCCAUUGAUAAGGUGCUGUCUUCUUUUCACCAAUGGGAGCGUAUCCCUGCGGGAAGUCAAGAGCAACAAAAUCUGACCGAGGACCUGCUCACGAGCUGUGAGAGCAUUGAGUGGCAGGUGGACGAAUUGGACAAAGCAAUUGCUGUAGCAGCUAGAGAUCCUUCUUAUUAUGGGAUUGAUCAAGCUGAACUUGACAAAAGGAGGAGAUGGACAAGCACUGCACGUACUCAGGUGGGCAAUGUGAAGAAGACAGUCGUAGCAGGAAAAAUGUUGGAUGGUACAAGCACUUCUAAUGUAAAUGGUAUGCGACGUGAACUAAUGAGGAUGCCAAAUUCUCAUCAGGGUGGAAGAUCCAAUCAGUAUGCUGCUCCGAACAAUGAUGAUAUUGUAUCAUCGGAAUCGGACAGACAGCUGCUUCUCAUAAAGCAACAGGAUGAGGAGCUGGAUGAGCUCAGUGCAAGUGUGGAAAGAAUUGGAGGUGUAGGACUUACUAUACAUGAAGAACUCCUUGCACAGGAGAAGAUUAUAGAUGAACUCGGUACGGAAAUGGAAAGUACGUCAAACCGUCUCGAUUUCGUUCAGAAAAAGGUGGGUAUGGUGAUGAAGAAGGCUGGGGCCAAGGGACAGAUCAUGAUGAUAUUAUUCUUGGUUGUCCUUUUCAUUGUUCUGUUUGUUCUUGUCUUCCUCACCUAGGCCAGAGAGGGAGAAACCAGUCGGCAAUUGCAUAUACGCGGAAGAGAGUUCUGAGGAUCAGGAGUAUUGUGGGACUUGACGAAGGAGUAUAAAUGAAUUGGUUGGGGAUCUACUUUUGUUGAAUAAUUGUUACCUAGCAAAUACUGCUCUAGCGAAAAUUUUACCUUUUUGGGUAGUGUUUUUUCUUAUUAUCUAUUUUGUAUCUCUGUGACUGUUUUGAGAAUUGGUCUUGGGUUGUGAUUGAACAAGUUUGAGUUCUAAAUAUAGCUAUGUAAACCAGGAUCAUGGAUA
Messenger RNA from Rhododendron vialii, 1376 nucleotides. Its product is annotated as syntaxin-61. NCBI's taxonomy places the organism in Eukaryota, Viridiplantae, Streptophyta, Magnoliopsida, Ericales, Ericaceae. Gene Ontology annotation, molecular function: SNAP receptor activity. The transcript is spliced from 7 exons. Bases 342 to 1085 code for a protein of 247 amino acids. Gene Ontology annotation, cellular component: membrane. The record is from RefSeq and is a predicted model, not a curated record. Gene Ontology annotation, biological process: Golgi vesicle transport; intracellular protein transport.